This is a messenger RNA of Spathaspora passalidarum NRRL Y-27907, 653 nucleotides long. RefSeq lists its product as uncharacterized. Bases 351 to 599 code for a protein of 82 amino acids. Lineage: Eukaryota; Fungi; Ascomycota; Pichiomycetes; Serinales; Debaryomycetaceae. The transcript has a single exon. The record is from RefSeq and is a predicted model, not a curated record.
AUAUUUUUUUAUAUUUGGCUCUUUUUGACAAAACAAAGAAAUACAAAAAAAGUUACCACGAAUAUGUGCAGGAUGCAUACAAAAUAUUCACAAAAAUUAAGUUAGAUCGGCACAAAAAAUUCUACCAUCUUGGAAUUAAUCUCCGUAAGCGCACCUUACGGGAGUGCGCUUUUCUAUGCACCACACGGAGAAGAUUUUGGGACGAUAAGGCUAGAGCUAGUAAAAGGUGGCAAAUUAAACAGGUGAUUUUAGAAGAUUUGCAUAUGUCGGAUCAAAGGAUUAUUCGUAACUCAACGAACUACGUGGGUGAAACACGACGUGAAAAAGGGAGGUGAGUCGGAAUAUGUAACAUGCCAGGUGUUCCAAAUUGGGGAAAUUUGUUGGGGUUCGAGAAUCAAACUUCUCCACCUUUGUUUAUUGAUAAGAGAUUUUCCUGCGCUUGGCUCCAAUUAAAUUUCGGUUGGGGUUUAAGGCUUAUAGUUGCUUCUUUACCUUCCUUUUUUUCUCGUAUUAUUCUUAGUCAUUAUUGUCCGCUAGUUCAUGCUAUUGGUCAUAUAUUAGAAGAGGAUUAUCAGAAGGCAACAGCUGAUCACUGUUGAUAUAUAUAUAUAGUCGUGUACAGAGUCAGAUGGAAGUUAAUCUACGCAAUGGAG